AUGGCAAGUAAUAAUAACAAUAAUAAUAAUAAUACUAGUUAUGGAGAAAUAUUAUUUUGGAAAGUUUUUAAAAACAAUUAUAUAGUUAGUGUGAUAUUAAACCAAAUUCAUCAAACUGAAUGGGUAGACUAUAAACUUCCAUUAGAUUAUAAUAUUAAUAAUCGAUGCAAAUUUGAAGAUAUUCAUUCACUUUUUUUAAUGAUAAGGAAUCAGUUAUUCUCAUUAAUUAAAAAUAAAAUCAAACAUGGUGACUACAUUGAAAUUGAUAAAGAGUCAAUAAGAUAUUUAUUUAAAAAAUUGACAUUUAGAAAACAACAACAUCCACAACUAAAAAACAAAGAACAAUAUUUAGAAGUCAUUAGAUUAUUAAUGACCCAUAGAAGAGAUGAAUUUGAAAUCUGUGAUCUCACUAAUCUUGCCAUAGAGUUGGACAGUCCGGAAGUAUUAAGAUUACUAGUUCACGAGCCAUUCAAUCUUUUAAUUGAGCCAGAUACAUUAAAAACUGCAUUUGAAUGCAAUUGUUUAGAGACCAUCAAAGAGAUUGUAAAUUCAAAUCCACUCAACAUAAAGAAUCAUGGUAUUGAUUUAAUUUCUGCAAAAGUAAAGAAGUUUUCAUUCCGUUCAGCUCAUAAUAAUGCUAAUCAAACAAGAAUUCUUCAAUAUUUAAUCGAUAAUCCAUCAUUAUAUACAAAGCCAACUCAAGAAGAACAAAAAAGAAAGAAAUUAAAACCAUCAAAUUCAAAUGAAGAAGAUGAAAUAGCAACAACAAAAAGUAAAAAAAAUGAGGAAGAAGAAGAAGAAGAAGAAGAAGAAGAGGAAUUGAAAAAAAUUGGGUAUGAAAACUUUAUAACUACUUAUAAAGUAAGAAUGAUGAAUAAAAUGAUGGAUUUAGGAGUGGCUUAUAUUUCAAAACCAAAUGAUAGAAAUGAAUUUGAUAUUAGAGAUUGGUUAGUAAUAGAUAGACGUUAUGAAAGAUUAUUGGUUACAUUAAGAUUUUAUUUUGAACAUAUUUUAGAUAACCGUACAAAAACAAAUAGAGAUAAAUUAAUUGAAGAGAAAGUAAAUUCAAUUCGUACAAAUAAUCAAGUUGGAUUCGAUAAAUUAAAAGAGUUGAGAAAAUUAAUUGCAAUUGAAUUUAAACCAACAAAUUUCUAUUAUUAUUAUUCUCGUAUUUAUGGUGAAGCAAUUAAAGAGCUUGGUCCAAUUCAAAAAAAAGAAUUCAAAGAACAACUACCACCAGAUAUAGCUCAAUCAGGAAAUGGAGAAGGCCAGGGAAAUGGAGAAGACCAAGGAAAUGGGGAAGAGCAAGAGGAUGAGGAUCAAGAGGAGUUGCAAGAACAGCAUAUUGGGGAAGAUAAUGGGGACAACAUAGGAAUAGCCGAUAUCGCUUUUAUACUUGAAAAAGAAGAAACUGCAAAGUUUGAUUACGUAGGUGAUGACAAUGAUGAGAACGAUAGUGAUGGCGAGGAUGAAGAUUAUGGUUAUGAGGAUUUGAAACACAUCAACGAUUUGCUUCAUUUUACAGAGGACAACUAUGACCAUAAAUACCCCCUUGUAUUUGAUGAAUCAAAAUUAUAUUCAAUUAAAAUUAACAAUUUAUUGAAAGCAAUCAAAGAGGGUGAUAUUGGGGAAUUAAGCAGAAUCGAGGGUGAAUUUUCUGAGAAUUAUGAUCUUACUUCAAAGAUUUCAAACUUUCACAGAUUUGAAUUCCCUUCACGUGAUAACAUAGGAGCCAUAAUGAGACUAUGGAAUUAUUUCAAUCAACGUUCAUUUAAACAAUUUAGAAAGAAAUAUUUAUAUUUCAACUUUUUAUCACAAUUCACUAGAAUCAUUCCACCACCAAAGUUGGAGUUUACAUUUAAAGUGCCGAUAGUUAAAGCAACAGUGUCCACCACCACCCUCCUUACCGAUAGAAACUUUACAUUGGCCGAGUUGUUCAUUAGAAAUAUCACCCCUUUCAAACUUUGGAAUCCAGGAUACUGCAGUAGUCGUUUAUCAUUCGGAAAGACAUUAUUUUAUAAAGAUGAAUCAAUCUUUCAAUAUGCCAAUAAUGUCGAUCAAAUCAUUUCAUUAAUUAAUCUAAUGGUUGAUAAAUACUCAAAUGAAGCCAAUAAAGAGGGCAUUGAUUGCAGGGUAUCCUAUAAUGUCAUCUUUGUGUAUCUUUAUGAUACUCUAAUCAGAACUGAUGGUUUAACAAUUCAACAAUUGGAAUCAAUUCGUAAUUCAUUGGAGGAACAUUCAUUUUUACCAAAUGAUAACUUAUUCCGUUGUUUCUUUUAUCUUAAUUUAAGAUCACCAAAAUUAUCAAAAUAUCUCAUCACAAGACCUGGUAUCAAAUCAUUCAUGGAUUCUUUAUCAGAUUCAAAUUUCGUUGGUUAUAAUACUUCAACAAAUCAUGAAAUAACUAUAGGUUUUAAUUUAGAAACUCAUUUCAAUACAGAUUUCUUUACAUAUGAUUAUUUAUUAGGUAGAGAUAGCAAUAAUAAUAAUAAUAAUAAUAAUGAUAAUAAUAAUAAUAAUAGUGAUAAAAUUAAAUUUAGAACUUCAUUUGAUGAUAUUUUAAAAGAAUUAAUUAAAAAACUAUCACAUGAUAUUUGUAAAAAAGAUAAUAGAGAUUCAAUAGUAGAUGGUGGUGAUUUCUUUAGUCAAUCAUUAAAUUCAGAUUUACAAUAUUGUUUAGAUAUUAAUAGAAAAGAUUUAUUUUGGGAAUUAUUGGAUUGGAUCGAUGAUUAUUUAAAUGAAAAUGAAAACUUAAUUUAUAGUCAAUCAUAUCUAACUAAUUCACCAUUAGAUUCAGUAUUACCAAAUAGUAAAGUGUUCAAUUGUAAUUCAACAAAUAAUGUACUCACAGCAGAAUCAACAACAACAACAACAACAACAACAACAGAAUCAACAAAUUUAAUAAAAAGAUCAAUAACAGAUAAAUAUUAUGAAAAACCAAUACCAAAAGAAUCUUCAAUUAAAAUUGAUUGGGAUGAUAGUAAAUUAAUUGAUCAAAUUAAACCAAUGCUAAAAUUAAUUAAUAUAUUCGAAUUUUCAAUUGAUCUUUUAAAUUCAAUUUGUAAAGUAAUGGAUAUUAAUGAAAUUCAAAGAAUUUUAAGAUUUAAUACCUACGUUUCAAAUUUCCAUAAUAUCAUUUAUCGUUUAGCUGCCAAGUUAAAUAGAAUUGAUAUAAUUUCAUUUAUUAUGGAUAAUUUCAAAAUUGAUAUCAUUAAUUAUUUAGAUUUAAGUAAUUACUCGGAAAUUAAAUACAUUUAUGAAAAUCAUUUUGAACAAGUAAAAAAUAACUUUGAAUUGAUAUUUAAAAGUCUUGGAGAUAAAGAUUCAAAAAUUCAAUUCACUUUUUUAAAUAAUUUAGUUCAGUAUCUUUGUUGUAAUAAAACUACAGAAUUGUAUGAUAAAUUCAUUGGUAAUGAUUUACAAAUUAGAAAUAGAAUAGCAGAGAAUGUGAUCGUAUUGUUAAUACACCAAUUCCGUCAUGAAGGUAUGGGAAAUUUCAAAGUUCAAUUGAAUGAAACCCUCCCUUUGCUUAUCAAAAAUCGGUCACAAAAAGUUAACUCAAUAAAAUCAAUCAUUGAACAACCAGAAACUCAAUCAUUUAUAAUUUUAAAACUUCAAGAGUUUUUAAAUAAAGAUGUCAAAGCAAGAAAAUCAUUCAAUGGCAAGGAAACUUAUUUCCAACAAAAUUUAUUUUCAGAUUUCUUUGUCAAAGGUAAAAUUAAAUGUUGUGAUUUAGUUUUAAAAAAUCAUCCAAAAGAAAUUAAAAUCACUCAAGAUAUGCUAAAAAAAACUUUAAAAAAUUCAAACUUUCAUAUUAUUAAACAUUAUCAAAAUAUUGAUAAUUCUAAAAAUUUAAUCAAUAAUUUUAAAGAUGAUCAACAAUUACUUAAAAUUUUAAAAGAUAAUUUACCAAAUCACCUAAUUAAUAAAUUAAUUUAA
Molecule: messenger RNA, 3939 nt
Organism: Dictyostelium discoideum AX4
Lineage: Eukaryota; Evosea; Eumycetozoa; Dictyosteliales; Dictyosteliaceae
Exons: 1
Coding region: 1-3939 (1312 amino acids)
Source: RefSeq, a predicted model, not a curated record